Messenger RNA from Mizuhopecten yessoensis (Yesso scallop), 3689 nucleotides. Its product is annotated as T-box transcription factor TBX2b-like. Gene Ontology annotation, molecular function: DNA-binding transcription factor activity, RNA polymerase II-specific; RNA polymerase II cis-regulatory region sequence-specific DNA binding. The record is from RefSeq and is a predicted model, not a curated record. The transcript is spliced from 6 exons. Gene Ontology annotation, cellular component: nucleus. The coding region runs from base 244 to 2361 and encodes 705 amino acids. Gene Ontology annotation, biological process: positive regulation of DNA-templated transcription; cell fate specification; regulation of transcription by RNA polymerase II. NCBI's taxonomy places the organism in Eukaryota, Metazoa, Mollusca, Bivalvia, Pectinida, Pectinidae.
GUGACCAAUCACGGCGCCUUACACAUAAGAUAGUAAAUAGUUUACCGUAUACAUGCCAUAUCUGAAGGCUGCGAUACCUCAGUACUAACUUGGAGUAUGUUAAAACACACGAAACGUGUUAUUUGACCACACACCGGGUGAAGUGAGGAUACUGACAUACCUAGGAACGCUAUAACAGUCAGAUGUCGUGUUUACAUACAGUGUCAUAACAUUUAAUAAUUACAGGUGUAUUCCCCAAAAAACAUGAUUUACCAAGGACCACAUCCGGAUUUAGCCAUGACGUAUAAUCCAUUUCUUCUUCACAGACCAGCGGAUUACAGCGCCCUGCUGCAGCAGCAUUACUUGUCCUCGAUGUCCCUCCCCAUCCCGGGGGGCAUCCCCUCAUCCAUGCUCCCAAAGUUACAGCAGACCGUCGCCCGGUCGCCCCUCACCCCUGCGGAUCUCAUUCAUCACAUGCACCCGAGACCGAUUCGGAGUUUAGAACCUCCGGAACAAGAUGUCCAGGAUGAUCCCAAAGUGGACUUAGAAGGAAAGGAUAUGUGGGAACAGUUUCAUAAAGUCGGCACGGAAAUGGUCAUCACAAAAUCCGGAAGGCGGAUGUUUCCCCCGUUUAAGGUGCGAGUAUCAGGCUUGGACAAGCGAGCCAAGUACAUCCUAUUAAUGGACAUCUCCUCCGUGGACGACUGUCGCUACAAGUUCCACAACUCCCGCUGGAUGGUGGCCGGAAAAGCGGACCCGGAAAUGCCCAAACGGAUGUACAUCCAUCCCGACUCCCCAAGUACCGGUGAACAGUGGAUGCAAAAAGUCGUUUCUUUUCACAAACUCAAACUCAGCAAUAACAUCUCCGACAAACAUGGGUUUGUAAGUACAACGAUACUGAAUUCCAUGCACAAGUACCAGCCUCGUUUCCAUUUGGUGCGCGCCAACGACAUCCUCAAAUUACCCUACUCCACUUUUAGGACGUAUGUGUUUAAAGAGACUGAAUACAUAGCAGUUACUGCCUAUCAGAACGAAAAGAUUACACAGCUGAAAAUCGACCAUAAUCCCUUCGCUAAAGGGUUCCGAGAUACCGGAAGCGGAAAGAGAGAGAAAAAACGUUUGAUGUUGCAAUCUUCCCAGCAACCCUCGGCAGUCACACCGGACGGUCGCAGGGACGACAUACAUAGCGAGGAUGAGGACGACGCGGAAAUAUGUGUUGAUGAUCCGGAUGACGGACUUGACGAUGCGGAAUCGGUCCCAACAAUGAGCUCUCGAAUCAUAGAAGAAGCUCAACGACUUCGAUCGGAAGAGACCCUCGCACAACAGGCACUCGGGCGAAAUUCGCCAUCCCCUGUUCUGGAGUCGGACUCUAGUUCAAGUGAACACGAAUCAGCUGUAACGUCUGCUCCAGAAUCCAAAUCUACGGAAAGACACACAACCCCGACAUCAUCAUCGGAACCAAUCGUGACGUCAUCUGUUCAUACCCAACAAAAAGACUUUCUAUCACGUGAACAACAUUCACCUCUAGCCACACCACGUGACUCUAUAUGUGACUCACCACGUGACCACGAAACAUCAUCUGUGAAAUCAGCAACAGAAGAAAGACUUUCUUCUCCCCAUUCAGAGCUAGGACGAUCCCCUUAUGGUUCUGAAGGCCGCGUUUGUAAAUCUCCUGACAGGUCGAUCAAAGAGCACAGUCAUUUCUCGACCAAAGAUCACACUAGUCCUCCAAAUGUCACAGUCAUCCAGCCGUCCGUGACGCAUCCAAUAUUUCCAUACCUAUAUCCGUACAAUACAUCGGCAUCCUCAUUACCAUACCCAAUGAGUCAUUUGCUUUCUGUAAAUUCGUCACUUCCGACAGCACUGCCAUUUCUUCCUACCUCUGGACACACGGACUUAAGUAGCCAUUUACCUCAUACGCAUCCAAGUGCGCAUGCGUUAUCUGCAUUAGGUCAGCUUUCGUUUCCUGGUCAUCAUUUGUUGCAAUCGAGUUAUUCUAGUCUGAGUCCGUCAAUGAACGCUGAUAGUGCUCUGUCUCCGCCAUCGUCCCUAGGACCAAUUUUUCCCUCCCGGAGCAGCCCUCGAUUCACCCCUUACUCCUUACCUACGACUAACACCACCAUGGUAUCGAGUACGUCACCUGUUGCGGCGCCGGGCCUCCGUAUCAGUGCUCACUCUCCACCCCAUUCUUCGAGUGUUGGGGGAAUCUCUCGACCUUCACCUAUUCGACCACGUAGUCCGUUGUCGUCUCGCAUGCCUCGCCACAUUUCUCCAAUAGCAAAUCCAAACAGUGAACUCAAAAGCAUCGAACGCAUGCUUAAUGGUUUGGAAAGGAAACGGCUGGCCAAUCGCGAGAGGCAGUCUAUAGACAGUGCUAAUUGAAAGGUUUGAUAGUGACAAUGGCGGGUACCACCGACCCGUGCUCUGACCACGACGAUGUGUACGCCGAUUACCCCGGGUUCAUGCGGUACCACAUCAAAUAACGGCGAGUGCUGGACAAUCAUAUGGCUGAAGGCUGGUAGUUACCAGUAGGAUUUACAGCAUAUCACUGAGUGGAUGACAAUACGCUGGAGUAGAUCACAUUACAUGGUUACACUCUAUGGACUCAACACUAGAACCGUUUGAAUUAAUCUGCUCCAUACCGCGGGUACAUUCGGUGACUGUGUCGUCAAGACUCUGUUAAUGUGCAGAAAGUAGUGUCGUCUCCGUAGGAACGUUUACCGCGUGAGACAUGUGCUAAAAAAAAUAGUGCAAGUGAAUUCCAGAAAUGUCAGUAGCUGAACUAAAGCUGCUAGGCUACAAAGAGUCAUUUAAUUUAUUUCAUACUGUUAGAUAUUAAAAUGUAGAUUAAUCAAUAUUAUUAUGUUAAAAAUGUGUUUUGGGUUGCGACAGAUUAGCAGAUACGCAAUACUAGACUUUAAUAUUUACCACUAUUGUAUGGGAGCCGUGCAGAUAUCGAUUAUAGGAGGUAUGUGUCUAGAACUGUAUAAACACUUCCUUCUCUGACGUCUGAUUGGUUGGCUAACCGUAACGUCAUUCGUCUUUUCCUCAGGUAUAACGUUCUAAUCGUAUCGUUUGUCUUUCAUUGUAUUCUUUUGUUAUAAGAGUGUAUACUUUUUUUACUUCGAUCUCAGCCGUAUCAGUUCCGUUUCGUUCUUUGUAUGUUUUUAUUUGUUUUAAAGCUUCUUGCAAAUGUGUUAUUGUGUUUACAUAGAAAUUUGUGUUAACAUCUGUCUUCAAAUUUUCAUAAACAAUUGUAAAGUUUAACUUGAUGCCAAAACUACUUUAAUAAAAUAUUAACCUUUUCAAUGUUUAUAUGUAACUACAAUGUAUUACAAUUUCAGUAAAGUUCUUUCGAGAAAUAAUGACAAUUUUAUAUUUCAUUCGGAAAUUUAAUAAAGCAUUUUUUAUUUUUUUUAUACAAAACUAGAAAAAAUAUCAGUUAAAGUUAAAUUAGAUGGAAAUCUGCCGGGUGAUCACUGCUAGUUCUUUGUUCUGUUACCUCGAUAUGUGCUUGUUUUAUCUGUUGCAAAUCAAUGUUACAAAUAUUUCAUUUUCUGCAAAAGUUGAUAAAAAAUACAAUAAACUGUAUUUGAAAAUACUUCUUUGAUAUUGUAGUUUUUUGUUUCUUGAUAUUGUCCUAUGGUUGUUAAUGCAAUCUGAGCAUGAUUGCAUUCGAUCGUAAACUAUUUAUAUUCAUUUCUCUUAGG